Melopsittacus undulatus (budgerigar) is the source of this 2892-nucleotide messenger RNA. It is a transcript of the gene CFAP251, whose product is annotated as cilia and flagella associated protein 251. Gene Ontology annotation, cellular component: sperm flagellum. Gene Ontology annotation, molecular function: protein binding. Bases 1 to 2892 code for a protein of 963 amino acids. NCBI's taxonomy places the organism in Eukaryota, Metazoa, Chordata, Aves, Psittaciformes, Psittaculidae. The record is from RefSeq and is a predicted model, not a curated record. The transcript has 20 exons.
AUGGAAGGAGCACAGGAGGAUGCCAAGGGGGAAGAUGCUGAAGGGACAUCAUGCCUGGAGGGUGCUGGCUCCCCAGCACCACCUGAGCCCCAGGACAACAGGCAAGAUGGCUUUGCCAGCUUGGUGUGGGAAGCUGUGCCAGGGAUGCUCUUCCAGGAGGACAGGCAGAGCAGCCUUCACCCCCUUAGCCUGUCCUGGGUGCUGGGCUACAACAGCAGCCUGGCUGUGCACAGCCUGAUGGACGGGGAGGACCGGGUGCUCCUGUACAUCUCCUCUCACACAUUGGUUAUCCACGAUGUCCUGCGGAACAGGCAGUACCACCUGCAGGGCCACAUAAAUACCAUUUCCUGCCUGUGUGUGAGUGAAGACAGGCGCUGGGUUGCAAGUGCUGAUCGAGGGCCUGAUGCUCUGAUCAUCGUGUGGGAUUCCUUCUCCGGGAUACCAGUGCACACCAUCUUUGGGAGCCAUCCGGAGGAGGGGGUCAGUGCUAUUGCCAUUUCCCAGGAUGCGAAGCAUUUGGCAACCAUUAGCACCGGAGCAGUGCAGAGGGUUUGUGUUUGGAAGUGGACUUUGCCCACAGAGAAGCCCCUGUGCAGUACAGAGCUGAGGCCUGACUUUGGGUAUCAGGAUUAUGUCCUUUUUAACCCUCAGAACCCCCAUGAGUUCAUCAGCAACAGCAAAACCCAGGUGAUAUUUUACCUGUGGGGCAGUGAUGGUCUGCAGUAUGGAGCUCCAGUCCUGAGCACACAGACCUUCAAGGCCGUAGUCGGACGCUUCAGCCAGUCCGUUUUCCAUUUCAACACCACACAAGCUCUGACGGGCACCUCGGCCGGGAAGCUGGUGGUGUGGGACCACACGGACCCCUAUGCCUGCCCGCAGGAACAGCGGGACAAGCCACACAGCAUGAGGGCCACCAAAGUGGUAUCUCUGCAGGAGGAGAGCAUCACUGUGCUCACGGUGCUUGAGAGCUUCAUAGUAACGGGGGAUGUGAAAGGUCAGAUUAAGUUCUACAACGGGAGGCUGCAGUUCCUCACCUGCUACAGCCACAGCAAAGCGGGGUCCAUUCGGUCCAUCUCCUUCUGCAAACCCCAUCCUGGUCCUGUCGGUGCCGCCUCCUGCACCGCCUGCACCCAGCCCUUCACCCCCAGGAACUUUAUCCUUUCAACCUCUGAUGCAACCGUGUUCCGUGUUGCAACAGAUGGGAUGAGCUUUGAGAAACUCAUGGAAGAGGCAAAGCAAGCAGUGAAUGCCAUCGCCUGUCACCCCCGGCAGGCAUGCCUGGCCCUGGGGAGUCACUGUGGGCUGCUGAAGGUGUGGGACUAUGAGCAGAGAGAGUACCUGGUCAGCAGGAUAUUCCCUGAGGCCAGCAUCCAGUGCUUGUCCUAUGACCCUGAAGGUUAUUUUCUGGCCGCUGGUUUCACCAAUGGAAGUGUUCACAUCCUCGAUGCCAUUUCCCUUCAGUCCUGCUGCAAAGAGCUCAGGUUCUCGCAGGGUCCCGUGACUCACGUCAGCUUCUCUCAUGACUCCGAGUACUUCGCAACCGCUGAUGAGACAUACACGGUGACUGUUUACAAGAGAGUCCUGCAAAACGGGAGCAGAUGCUGGGAACACUUUGCAGAGCUGUGCUCCCACUACAAACCCAUCCGCAGCAUCCUCUUUGGGGUCCAGUUAGACAGCAAUGAGCCCAGGCUCCUGAGCCUUGGGGAGGACCGGCACCUGGUUGAAUAUGACCUGAACACCAGCAGCAAGGGCCACUUGGAGGUCUUGCACAGGAACCGGAUAGAGCAGAUUGCUGUGCCCCUGUGCUUGGCCUGGUACCCACAGCUCAGCAACGAGUCCUUUAUCCUCACAGCCAACAGCUGCUACAAAAUGAAGCUCUACAACACGACCACCAAAUUGUGCAGGAAGACCCUUUUGGGACCAACCUACGGCUCCCCCCUGGAGAAGAUCCAAAUCCUCCCAACAACAAGCACUGCAGACCCCCAGAAACACUACCUGGCGUACAUUACAAAGGACAAGGUGGGCUUGCAGAUUCUGCCUGUUGAUGGCAAUCAGCACAAGUCCUCAGCUUUCAUCUGCCACCCGGAUGGUGCCUCUGACUUUGCUACCUCCUAUGAUGGACGCUACAUCUUUACAGUGGGGGGAAAUGACUGCACUCUUAUGAAAUGGGAGAUCAACCUAAAUGCCUUGGAUGCUGCUGUUUCCCUUGGUGGGAAGGACAUGAUCCCAUUCUACAGCCUACUGGAGGGUGGCAGAGAAGGCGAAUUCUUCCAGGAACUGGAAGACUAUUUUUACUAUGCACAGCUGCACAGCCAAGGUAUUGAUACACUGGAGACCAGGCGGGUGUCAACACAUAUUCCCUUGGAGGAAAUUCCUUCUGUAAUGAGAGCAAUGGGGUUUUAUCCAUCAGAGAAAGAGAUUGAAGAAAUGCUAAAUGAAGUCAAAUUCAGCAACUAUGUGGAUACUGGAGAACAAGUGACAAAAAUCAACUUAGAGGAUUUUAUCAAACUUUAUGUAAAUCAUCGACCUGCUUUUGGCUUGUCAAUGAACAAAAUACAACAAGCGUUUCGGGUUCUUGGUUAUGAUAAUGAGAAUGGGGACAAAGUUAUUGACAGAGGAGACUUACUGUGGCUGCUUCAGUGCAGAGGAGAGCGUAUGACAGAGGAUGAGCUGGCACUGUGUCUGACCACUCUGCUGGGCAAGCGUCCUGGGGGAAAAGGAUCUGAACUGGACACCUCAGGUGAAGCAGCUUUGACUGAAGAAGAAAUUCCAUCAGAAAUCACAGCAGAGAUGUUUGCUGCUGACAUUCUUGGCUUACCUAUUGCUGAACCAGAAAAAAGAACAGGAAAAACGAGAGAUGAGUCUUUGAUAUAUGAAGACUCAAAAUCAUAA